CUUGGCGGCGGAGCGAUGAGCGGUUCGAACCCGAAGGCGGCGGCGGCGGCUGCAGCGGCUGCGGCGGGGCCGGGGCCCGGGGCUCUGGGGGGAACCAAGGACGAGAAGAAGAAGCCCGGUGGCGGCGUCCUGAACCGGCUCAAGGCCCGGCGCCAGCCGCCGUCCGCCGCCCACCACCAUCCCGCGGACGGCGGCGGCAGCGGCUCUGGGAGGCCCGAGGCCAGGCGGGUCCCGCCGGUCACGGAGCAGGAGCUGCUGGCGCUGGAGACCAUCCGGCCCGAGCACGUCCUGCGCCUGAGCCGCGUCACGGAGAACUAUCUUUGCAGACCCGAGGACAACAUCUACAGUAUUGAUUUUACCCGAUUUAAAAUACGUGAUUUGGAAACAGGGACGGUGCUCUUUGAAAUUGCCAAGCCUUCUGCUUCAGACCAAGAGGAGGAGGAGGAGGAAGAAAGCGGAGAGGUAGACACCAGUGCAGGACGUUUUGUUCGCUAUCAGUUCACGCCCGCAUUUCUCCGACUCCGAACGGUUGGGGCCACGGUGGAGUUCACUGUAGGAGACAAGCCAGUAUCUAACUUCCGAAUGAUUGAACGGCACUAUUUUCGGGAGCGUUUGCUGAAAAACUUUGACUUUGAUUUUGGCUUCUGCAUCCCCAGUAGCAGGAAUACAUGUGAACAUAUCUAUGAGUUUCCUCAGCUCUCCGAGGAUGUCAUUCGCCUCAUGGUGGAGCACCCUUACGAGACUCGCUCGGACAGCUUCUACUUUGUGGACAACAAGCUGAUCAUGCACAACAAGGCUGACUACGCCUACAACGGGGGGCAGUAGCUGCGGGCAGGAGGGCGAGGUGCUGCACCUGGCGUGCCGAGGGGACCAAGCCACGAGGACCACGACCACAGCCCCCAGCCCGGCGGAGCAGCGCAGCUUCCUCGCCACCCCGGGAAAUGCCGAGCAGGGCUGCUCUUCCCUCCCCCAGCCCCCUUUCCUCCCUUUCUUCUUGCUGUCCCUUAGAUCUUGAAGGUACUCUUGUUGAAUAACGGGUUAGGAUAAGGCCUUUUUAAGCCAGUUAAAGAAGAAAGUUUAUUUCCACUUGGUUUUAGCUGUGUUCACUUGUUUGUGCUUUCCAGCUGAGCCCUCUCCUAGAGAACUACAAGUGGGGGGCUUCAGGGGGCUCCCCAGGACUUAGCAGCCGCCUUGGAAGGGGCAGGUGUCCCGUGGCCGUGGGCGCCUCUGGCUUGGGCUUCCACCUCCGCCGCUCCUCUCACGGCCUCGGCGCUUUCGUGCCCUGGUACCGGCCCAGAGGAGCCGGGGGUGGGAGGAGCAGGGGGCAGGGCAAAGCGGGGCUGUGGCCUGGGAGGGGGUCGUAAGGCCCCUCCUAGAGUUAAAUUCCUGGAGAAGCCUGGCUCUCUCUGUUCCCAGGACCCUUGGUCAGGCGGGGUGCCUUUCCCGGAGUCACCCCAAGGUCUCGGCCUCUCCCAAGGGAACUUCCCAGGCAGGACUCCUCUCUCCAAACUGGCAGUGCCUUCCUGUUCCUGUCCUCAUGCCGGGGAGCUUUCAACCCGUGGCCAUUUUGGCUUUUGCCGCCUUACGAACGCUCAUUUCAUCUCCUUAGGUAGAAUGUGUUGGUUUUAUUUGUGGGGUAAUAGUCUACUCUGGGGCUGGAGCAGCCUAUUGCUUCCCGGUCUUCCCCCCACUGUAUUAUUUUGAAAAAUUCUGAACUUGUCAAAGAUGUUAUACUUUGACAAUGGUGUUUCCAGCUUAUCUGAUCUGAGGCUAGACUCAAAAUAGUAUUAACCAGGUUCCCAGAACCCAUUGUGGUCAUCAGGGGAACACAGUCUUACAUGAAGGGGACUCGGUCUAUAUGUUGUGGCCCGGAGCUUUGGAGGAGGAAAGAACAGACGCUGACUGUCCAUAUGGAGUGACCUGAACUUAAGCAACUUCUUGACUUGAUUCCCCACCAAAGUUAGCAGAACCUUCCCAGGCUGUCAGACCAAAGUAAAGGUUGUGGCCUUUGUUAACUAUGGGACGAGAGAGGUUUGGGGGGAGGUCGGGACAGGUAGGAUCGCUCUCUCGGACGACCCUAACAGACCUUGCACAUCUCCUUGGGAACUUGAGACUUGUGUCUCUGCAUUGUUUCUCUUUAGGUGCUCACUGAAACGUGGCUGUUUAACAAGCAGUAUGUCGCUGCUGGUCACCAAUAGCACUAUUCUAAAGCUGUCUGGAGGAAGUUCCCAGAGGGACUUUCAAUCAAAGCCCCGAGAGAGCCACCAACACUGGGGCAAAAGCAGAGCCCCUGAGACCAGCCGGAGGUCGUAGGUCCCUGCCUCUGUCUGUUGGAGCCCCUCUGGUCAUCGUGAGGUUCCGGGGCUAGCUUGAAAACCAGGGUGGUGGGGAUGGGUCAGCCCUGCUUUCCUAGGGCUGUGCCUUGGCCACAUCCCCUGUGCCAAGAGCUCCUCGGCCUGGAGGUUGGGCUUGCAGGCCGAGUGAGGGGAGCCCGAGCCCGAGAGAGAGUUGAGCAGAAAUCCUGGUGCCUUACCUGUGGCUUUGCCCCAGUGCUGCUGGGGAAGCAUUCUCGCUGUGGUUUCCUCUCCCUCGUUCCCGGGCAGCUGUUGCUUCCACCUUGUGACUUUUGGUUCCCUUUCAGUUGUGUUGAGCUGCAGAGUGCCCACAGGGGCGACGUUGGGGAGCUGUGCAGACCCUCUCUGCCCCGUCUCGAGCCGGAGACUGUGUCCCGGGGGCCGGGGUGGAUGGCUCCGCACAGAGUAGGCUUGGUUUUAGGAUGGACUUUUCCAGGUUUAUCCAUGGGUGGGGUUCACUUUCCCCAGAAUCACAGAGGUCAGGUGUUUGAGGCUGUGGGUCUUUGUGGCUGGUCCUCGGCCCUGCGCCCUGAAACUUCCUUGGAACUCUAAAGACUCUGGGAACCCUGAAGGUGAAGUGGGAAGUCGCCCCCCUUGAGAAGGAACCAGUGGUGUUGUGUCCAUUUUCUGGCUUCUGUCCUUGGUGGUGAAGAAAUGCUAGGGACCCACGGCCAGCGUGAGGUGCGAUGUGAAGGGCAGGUUAGAGCCGGUCUGUCGCAGAGAUGAGAGAGGAUGCCCAGCUCCCUCUAAGCCCAGAAGCCACGUCCCUGAGGCCGCGCUUGGCCCUCCGGGCGGCUUCCAGGGCUUGUCCUGCUGCAUUCCAGGGACCGUCCUGUGGGCUCUGCCCCCGUCCCCCUGUCCUUUCCCUCCUGUCCGUCACAUUUCACCUUAGAGCAAACAGCAGCCAGUCCUUUUCUCCAGAGCCUCAGGACUAAGCUCCCUCCUCCAAAGAAGAUCCUCAUUUGUUAAGUGAAACCUCCUGAUGGGUAAGUAGAGAACCGAUGAAGAUAGAAGUUGGGUGAGCCAGCCUGGCUUCUGGCUUCCAGCUAGUGGGCUUUGAGAAGUAGUGCAGGGACACGGGCCUCCUGAGGGAGCCAGUCUGUGCGCCUUUGUGAUCAGGUGACAGUGUUGGUGUGUGGGGACUUCUCAAGCAGCCCCUGAUUGGGUCUUCAUGGGGGGGGGGGGGGGGGAGGCACAUCUGUAAGUGUUUACCGCAGGGCAUUUGAAUGGACAAUUUUCACUUGAUGAAGAACGCAUCCAAGAGAUGUGACUUUGCUAUCCUAGCUGUGAGCGGCUCGCCAGGGAGGUAGGUCACUCGCGGCCUUGUAGGUGAUGUCCCCCCGCUGGGCCAGGGGUUGGGGCAGAGUGCUCAGAAGUCUAAGUCCGGCAUGUGCUCUUGCACUGAGCAUUGUUCCCAAAUGCAGAAAUUACCUCCCAGGAGUGUGAGCCCAGUGAUCUGAGGCACUCCAUCGCUGCCAUCUCCAUGUUACUCAUUUCUUUUGUACAAGACGGAUCUGGUGGUUGGUGGAUUUUCCCUCUUGUUUUACAAAGGAUCAUGUAAAUUCAUUGAAGUUGUAAAAUUCUAUUUUUUCCAUGUAAAUCUAUUUUCACAGAAUGUAAGAAGCAUCAGUGACCUGGUCUAUACCUCUCCCUUUCUUCCCUCUCUCUCCACCUGAGACCUUUCUUCCUUUGUAAUGUCUCUCUGUCCAAAGUGAACUAGGUGACUUAUUUGUAUAAAAUGUUAUUUUGUCACAGUCGAUAAGAAUAAAAGGACAUUUUCUCA
Messenger RNA from Sarcophilus harrisii (Tasmanian devil), 4137 nucleotides. It is a transcript of the gene UNC119B, whose product is annotated as unc-119 lipid binding chaperone B. The coding region runs from base 16 to 825 and encodes 269 amino acids. The transcript has 5 exons. Lineage: Eukaryota; Metazoa; Chordata; Mammalia; Dasyuromorphia; Dasyuridae. The record is from RefSeq and is a predicted model, not a curated record. Gene Ontology annotation, biological process: cilium assembly; nervous system development; lipoprotein transport. Gene Ontology annotation, molecular function: lipid binding. Gene Ontology annotation, cellular component: cilium.